Messenger RNA from Nicotiana tabacum (common tobacco), 2371 nucleotides. RefSeq names its product O-fucosyltransferase 1. Gene Ontology annotation, cellular component: endosome; cytoplasm; trans-Golgi network. NCBI's taxonomy places the organism in Eukaryota, Viridiplantae, Streptophyta, Magnoliopsida, Solanales, Solanaceae. The record is from RefSeq and is a predicted model, not a curated record.
GAGCUAAUACUAUUUUUUAAAAAUUAACAAACAAUUGACGUCCAUAACACGAUUUAUACUAUCUCUCCCUCUUAAUUUCCUCUCAAUCCGCGUACUGUCGGCAGAUUUCGCCAUAGAUUCAGCACACAAAAUUUUUCACACUCAGUACUGCACAUUUGAAUCUCUACAGCAUUCUCUAUUUCUCAGAUCUCAGCAAAAAUGCGGAGGCCAGGGCAUCGGCAACCGUUGAAGCAACAAUUAGGAGGCGUUAAGGCUAUGUUCACGAGGCUUUCGAUUGCUGUAAUCGUACUCGUGAUCUGUAUGCUCAUGCUUUUAACGACGAUGUCGAGUAGUAACAGUAACGGUCCUUCAGCUGAGAUCGAUGCGGAGACGCUCUGGGGAACUGCCGAUUCUAAGGGUUGGAGGCCGUCAUCUGCUCCUCGAUCAGAUUGGCCUCCUCCUCCAAGUGAAAGCAAUGGCUAUUUACGGGUUCGAUGUAAUGGUGGUCUGAACCAACAACGUAGUGCGAUCUGUAAUGCAGUUCUUGCUGCAAGAAUUAUGAAUGCUACACUGGUGCUACCUGAGUUGGAUGCAAAUUCCUUCUGGCACGAUGAUAGUGGAUUUCAAGGUAUCUAUGACGUUGAACAUUUUAUCAAGACAUUGAAGUAUGAUGUAAGAAUAGUGGAAAGUAUUCCAGAAAUUCGGAAAAAUGGGAAGGUCAAGAAGAUAAAAGCAAAACAGAUUCGACCACCUAGAGAUGCUCCUAUCAGUUGGUAUACAACAGAGGCUCUAAAGACGAUGAAGGAACAUGGUGCCAUUUAUCUUACUCCUUUUUCACAUCGACUGGCAGAAGAGAUUGAUAAUCCUGAGUACCAGCGGUUGAGAUGUCGAGUUAAUUAUCAUGCUCUUCAAUUUAAGCCUCAUAUUAUGGAGUUAAGCAACUCAAUAGUCACUAAACUUCGUACGCAAGGCCACUUUAUGACGAUACACCUUCGUUUUGAGAUGGAUAUGCUUGCAUUUGCUGGGUGCUUUGACAUAUUUUCUCCUGAAGAGCAAAAGAUUUUAAAGAAGUAUAGGCAGGAAAAUUUUGCAGAAAAAAGACUUGUUUACGAUGAAAGAAGGGCGAUUGGGAAAUGUCCACUAACUCCAGAAGAGGUGGGUCUUAUUUUACGUGCAAUGGGUUUUGACAACUCUACUAGGAUAUACCUUGCUGCAGGCGAGCUCUUUGGUGGUGAACGAUUCAUGAAACCUUUCCGGUCCAUGUUCCCACGCUUGGAGAACCAUAGUACAGUGGACACCACGGGUGAGCUAGGUAAGAACACAAGGGGCUUGUUAGGCUCAGCUGUGGAUUAUAUGGUCUGUCUUCUCUCUGAUAUUUUCAUGCCAACUUAUGAUGGACCAAGCAAUUUUGCGAACAAUCUCCUUGGUCACCGGCUAUACUAUGGUUUUCGCACAACAAUCCGACCUGAUAGGAAAGCGCUGGCCCCUAUCUUUAUCGAUCGUGAAAAGGGUCAUACAGCAGGUUUUGAGGAAGCAGUUAGGCAUGCCAUGUUAAAGACAAGCUUUGGUGGACCUCAUAAGCGGAUCUCACCUGAAUCAUUUUAUACUAAUUCUUGGCCUGAGUGCUUUUGUCAAAAAUCAGCCGUAAAUCCCGCUGAUAAAUGUCCACCAGAUAAUAUUCAAGAUAUCUUAGAAAGUCAACUGGAGAAUGAAGGAAUCAGUGACUUCGACGCAAGCAGAUCAAAUUUGACGUCAGCCGUGGAUAAGUAGAUGUUCUGCGUGAAACUUCUGGGGUGAUAUUUUUGGAUUUUGAAAUGAUGCGCACCAUGAGGUCAAAUGGAAGAAAUGAGCCAGGGUUUUGUUAUCUAUAGGUUGGCAUUAAAGGUAUCACUUAUCUCAAAUCAUUCUUAUCGAGCUAUUGUGAUGUUAUACUUGUACAUUUUUGUUGACCACCUGACAACAAUAAAUGUAGCUGCCAAUGGGGUUGAGUAGGAGGUUAGUUUACAGGAAUUAGAUGUAUGGAGAAUAUGGUCGAUUGGUAUUUGAGAUUGGCGUUCGAAUUACUUUUCCAACACGAGAGAAUCCAGAAAGGGUUUAUAUGUAGGACCAAGGGACUGAAUUAUCACCUUCUUUUGAGCAGUAUCAAGGAGUCAUUUACCAAGCCACUUGAUGCUGGAGUUGUCGAAAUCUGCACAUUUUAUUCUGCUCACUUUUUCAGGUUCUCUUUUGGUGUUUGGCGAUGCCUAUUUCAUCAAGAAUCAUUGUUGUAUCUGAUUUGAUGUCUUCUCCAAAUAAGAAAGUAGAUUCUUCCCUACAUUUCAUCAUUGUGUUUUAAUAUUUGACUACUACUGGUUUCGAGUAUCUGCAAUUAUACACUAGAUUUGUUAUUUCA